CUGUCAAGGGCACGAGUGACUGUUUACACUGCUAACACUGCAACACCUCGUGCAUUCAGCAAACACAGCAAACACAGUCGUGUCAGCCGGCUCAGAGCAGAGCGUUUCCAGUGACACAAGAGUCCUGUCAGCCGGCUCAGAGUGACACAAGAGUCCUGCCAUAGUAACCAAACAGGUGUGGCACCUGCACCAGGUGUGUUUGACUAUCAAAUAGCAGAGAGAAGCAGCUCUCGGAGCACUCACAGUCUGUCAGCAGCACAGCAGAAGAGAAUCAGACUGCUGGAGAGCAGCCGAUGAAACAUGAACUGGGCGUUCCUGGAGAAUGUGUUGAGCGGGGUGAACAAGUACUCGACUGUGGUGGGACGGGUCUGGCUCUCCAUCCUCUUCGUCUUCCGCAUCCUGGUGUACGUGGCCGCCGCCGAGCAGGUGUGGAAGGACGAGUUCAAAGACUUCGUCUGCAACACACAGCAGCCGGGCUGCGAGCAGGUGUGCUUCGACCGCUUCUUCCCCAUCUCUCAAGUGCGGUUAUGGGCCAUUCAGCUGAUCACGGUGUCCACCCCGUCGCUGCUGGUGGCUCUGCACGUGGCUUACAGGGAGCACAGAGAGAGCAAGUACAAGAGGAAGCUGUACCAGGACAAGGGCAGCCUCGACGGGGGACUGUUCUUCACCUACAUCACCAGUCUCAUCCUCAAGACGUCCUUCGAGGUGGCCACUCUGCUGGCUUUCUACUUCCUGUACAGCGGCUUCCACGUUCCCCGCUUGCUCCGGUGUGACGAGAGCCCCUGUCCCAACACGGUGGACUGCUACAUCGCAAAAGCCACCGAGAAGAAAAUCUUCCUUUACAUCAUGGGCUGUACGUCUAUACUGUGCAUUGUUCUGAAUGUGGUGGAGAUGAUGUAUAUCAUAUGGAAGCAGUGCUGGAAGUGCUUCAGUAAGAGGUACACUCCUGUGCACGAGAGACGGCCUCCGUCCACGCUCACUCUCGGCUCACCGGCGCCGCUAGCCACGUCUAAAGAGGAAGGACUUCAUUCUGCACCGGCUGGAAGGGAAAGCCCAAAGCUUGCUGCUUCAUGAGCACCUGGGCUUUAUUCAUGCAAGCUACACCAGUUCUUCUCCGCUGAUGGCUCACAGACAGCAAGGAAACACAAGAACAACCUACAGUCACGAAGAGCUACAGUAGCAUAACAAACACAAGUAACUUUAAAAAGGGAAAACUUGACUCCAGCAUGGCCUAAUACUCACAAACCAUCAACAAGAUGACAAAAUACAGCCCAGAUGACUUUAAAUUCAGGUUCAUUUGGAACAAGGGAAAGUAUGUCUUGAGCGGAAAACAUUAAACUAUGAAUAUUAUCAACUAACUGUAUUUUAUUACUAAGGCUGUCAUGUUGAUUUAGCAUAUUGUUAUGCCUGCAAAGUUUAUGGUCAUAUUAUUAUAUUUAUUUUUGUAUGAUAAGUAAUUGUGGUACUGUCCAAUUACAGAACAAGAUGAGAACCACUUGGUUUAACUGUAGGGACUCACUUUAUAUUGUCUUUACCUACUAAAUUAAUAAUUUGAUACAAUGA
Messenger RNA from Carassius gibelio (silver crucian carp), 1563 nucleotides. RefSeq names its product gap junction protein beta 7 (gene gjb7). Gene Ontology annotation, cellular component: connexin complex. Lineage: Eukaryota; Metazoa; Chordata; Actinopteri; Cypriniformes; Cyprinidae. Gene Ontology annotation, biological process: cell communication. The transcript has 2 exons. The coding region runs from base 301 to 1074 and encodes 257 amino acids. The record is from RefSeq and is a predicted model, not a curated record.